Dioscorea cayenensis subsp. rotundata (Guinea yam) is the source of this 1124-nucleotide messenger RNA. RefSeq lists its product as uncharacterized. The record is from RefSeq and is a predicted model, not a curated record. The transcript is spliced from 5 exons. Lineage: Eukaryota; Viridiplantae; Streptophyta; Magnoliopsida; Dioscoreales; Dioscoreaceae. The coding region runs from base 23 to 916 and encodes 297 amino acids.
UGAAAUGACUACCAUAUAAAUAAUGAGUUCCUUCCACUUCCCCCAUCCUAAUGAGCUCCUUGGAAGUGAGACUUCCUCAUCGGCCCUACCUCUUUCUUCCUUUUUCACCACUCUUCCUCUCUGGAUCUUUCAGACCUUUUCAAAUGUGUUCAUCGACGCAACAACGCCGGCAGAUCGACUGCUGACUGCCGGCCGUGACCAUCGCCAGUGCUUUUUUUGGGUUGUUUUCUCAAAGAUCUUUUCAGACGUGUUCAUCGUCGCAACAACGCCGGCGGAUCUGACAGAUCUUUUCAGCCCUACCUCAAGGUCUACAAUGGUUACUGAUAAUUUAGAUGAUCUCCUUCACAUUGACGUACCAAUGUUUGCAACUAUGGCAGUUAUUUCAGUCAUGAUGUCUAACCGAGAACAACGGCAAGCACUACCCCGAGAGCCUUAUAAGGAGGAGUUAAAGUUGGUUGAUGAUGAUGAUCAUGCCACCGGUGAUCAUGUCCGUUCAAUCUUUGACCAAUUUGGUGGUACAAACCCUGACGACGAUUGUGCGCCUCCAACUAAUGAGCCAAAGGACUGUGAAUCAUUUGAGGUAAAUAGCCGAAGACAUGAAACGCCAAGAUCAUCUGGAACUAAGACUGGCCGCACAACAAGGACUGUGGGUGAAAACACUGCUAUGGACAAUGUCGGGGAUAAGUUGGGUGAGUUGGCGGCGUCAAUUGAUCGGGCAAGAAAGAAAACAUGGAAGGAAAAACUAUCAGAUGCUCUAUGGGAUAUGGAAGGUUAUGAUGAUGGGGACAUGGAAAUGGUCUUUGAUAGAUUAAUGACUAACAAAAAACAAGCCGAAUUAUUCUACUUGAGAAAGCCAUCUCUUCGCAAAAGAUGGUUAGAUAACUUUAUUGAAUCUAUAAAGAAUUCCAACUCCUGAAGUUAGCAUCAAGUUGCUUGUUUGCAGGAAACAAGAGUAUCUAUUUGCUGGUGAUCAUGUUGCAUGGAGUUUAUGGGUUUGCUGGCACAAGUUGAUCUUAUAAAAGAAACAAAAUCCUGCCAACAUGUUGUUUCUUUAGCUUAUGAUUUUGUAAUGCAAAACCCUGUGUUGUUCUUCAUUAUGCAAUGGGUUAAAUUUUUAUUUUUUA